AUGCAAGCGGGAACAAGGGACAAAGGGAAUACAGGGGACACAAGGGGACACAAGGGGACACGGGGGACACAGAGGACACAAGGGGACACAGGGGACACAAGGGACACAGGGAACAUAGGGGACACAGAGGAAACAAGGGGACACAGGGGACACAAGGGGAAACAGGGGACACAGAGGACACAAGGGGACACGGGGGACACAAGGGACACAAGGGACACAAGGAACAUAGGGGACACAGAGGACACAAGGGGACACAGGGGACACAAGGGACACAAGGGAAACAAGGGACACAGGGGACACAAGGGACAAAGGGAGACACAAAGGACACAAAGGAAUACGGGAGACACAGGAGACACAAGGGACACAGGGGACACAAGAAACACAAGGGGACAUAGGGGGACACAAGGGACACAGGGAGACACAAGGGGACAUAGGGGACACAAGGGGAUACGAGGGACACAAGGGACACAAAGGAACACAGGAGACACAAGGGAAACGAGGGGACACAUGGAACACAGGGGACACAAGGGACACGGGGCACACAAUGCAAGCGGGAACAAGGGACACAGGGAAUACAGGGGACACAAGGGGACACGGAGGACACAGAGGACACAAGGGUACACGGGGGACACAAGGGACACAGGGAACAUAGGGGACACAGAGGACACAAGGGGACACAAGGGGCAACAGGGGACACAGAGGACACAAGGGGACACAAGGGACACAGGGAACAUAGGGGACACAGAGGACACAAGGGGACACAGGGGACACAAGGGAAACAAGGGAAACAAGGGACACAAGGGACACAGGGGACACAAGGGAAACAAGGGUAACAGGGAGACACAAAGGACAAAGGAAUACGGGAGAUACAGGAGACACAAGGGACACAGGGGACACAAGAAACACAAGGGGACAUAGGGGGACACAAGGGACACAGGGAGACACGAGGGGACACAGGGGACACAAGGGGAUACGAGGGACACAAGGGACACAAGGGACACAAAGGAACACAGGAGACGCAAGGGAAACAAGGGGACACAAGGAAAGACAGGGGACACAAGGGACACAAGUGGACA
Molecule: messenger RNA, 1076 nt
Organism: Porites evermanni
Lineage: Eukaryota; Metazoa; Cnidaria; Anthozoa; Scleractinia; Poritidae
Source: the annotation of a GenBank genome assembly